Drosophila busckii is the source of this 2423-nucleotide messenger RNA. It is a transcript of the gene elB, whose product is annotated as zinc finger protein Elbow. The record is from RefSeq and is a predicted model, not a curated record. Bases 465 to 2087 code for a protein of 540 amino acids. NCBI's taxonomy places the organism in Eukaryota, Metazoa, Arthropoda, Insecta, Diptera, Drosophilidae. The transcript is spliced from 3 exons. Gene Ontology annotation, cellular component: nucleus. Gene Ontology annotation, biological process: negative regulation of DNA-templated transcription.
AGCAGCAACAAAAGCAAUUGCUGCAGCAGCAACAAAUAAUAAUAAAAAAAAAAGAUUUUAAAAUGCCGCUGGCGUGAAAGUCACAACUGCAUUAUUUAUGAUUAUGAAUUAACAAACAAACAAGCGCGAGCAAGCAAGCAAACAACAACAAUACACAUCAACAACAAUACAAUCAUAAUAAUAAACAUAAUAAUACCAAUUGCAAUUUCAACAAAAUCAACAGCCGCAACGGCUUCAUUAACUUAACAGCGCAGCGACCGCGCAGCCAAGUUCAGUUCGAAGCGCAGGCGCCGCUUUUCACGCGAGUUGGCAGCACGCCAACGCCAAAGCUCACUCAAAUUUACCGUUUAGCGACGCCGUUCUCUGCGCUUCGCUAAGCCCAACCAGAGCCCAAGCUCAAACUUCAAACACCUCCAAUUAACCAAAGAACAGGCUUCAAAGUGGAUUUAACAAACUAUAAUAAAAUGCUGCAAUCCAGCAAUCAUCACUAUCUGAGGCCGGAUUAUAUGACAGCAGCCGCAGCACCAACAGCGCUGGAUAAUAAAAGCAGCCCGUUGGCGCUAUUGGCGCAAACAUGCAGCGCCAUUGGCGCGGACACCACAAAUCCCAAAUUGCUGGCGGCCAACAUUGAAAAGUCCACAAAGCAGCAGCAGCAGUCACAGCAGCAACAGCAGCAAUCCAAAGGCGGUGGCAGCAGCCUGGGCAACGGUUUGGGUCUGCUGGACAGCACACGCGAUAAAUCCUCGCCGGUUAGCAGUCAUUCAUCCAGCGUUAGCACCGGCUCGGUGGAGCAACAGCAGCUGCCGCCGGCCCACAGCAAAACCCCGAGCACCUUCAAGCCCUACGAGGCCAACAAUAACGAUUGCGGCGCUACAAAUCUCACCAGUCACAGCAGCAACCACAACAACAGCAACAGCAACAGUGGCGGCAACCAGCGCGUCAAGACGCCCAAGGCAACUUCGAAUGGGCAACAGCAGCGCUGCGAUUCCAACCAAAGUGCCAGCAGCUCACAGCGCGAAUCGCCAACAACAACAACAGCAGCAACAGCUGCUGCUGCUGCUGCGCCACUGCGACGCACACCCACUGCAAACGACCCCCGGCUUAAUGGCAGCCCCAUGCCCAUGCCCCAACGCAGCAAUUCCAAAGAGUCCGCAUCGCUGCACAGCCCCAACCAGAAUCAGAAUCAGAGCCAGACCCAAGCCCAAGCCCAAGCCCAAAGCCAGAGCCAGAGUCGUCUGCAGGAGGCGGCCUUUGCCGCCGCCGCCAAGGAGGCAAACUAUGUGAAGGCGCUGCAUGCGGCGGCUGCCAGCCAGCAGGCCUCCUCGGCUGGCUCCUAUUAUCCACCAGGCUAUGGCUCACCCUACCCCAUGGAUCUGAUGACAGCGAGUUCGUUGAUGUCGCCGCAUCAUGCGAUGUUCAAGGCAUCCGCAAUGAAUCCGUAUCUGAACUACGCGCGGCUGAAGGGACUGACGGAUCCGGCCAGCAUGAUGGCCGCCUCCGCUCCGAAUGUCUGCAGGGAUCCCUACUGCACCGGCUGUCCGGCGAGUCCGCAUUACAUCAACAAGGCGGCGGGUCAGCCCUGUCCGGCGGGCUGUCCGCAGUGCGAGGGCGGCAAGUCGAGUGGAGCGGGCGGCUCCGGUGGCAGCAGCGCAGCAGCUGCCGCCGCCGCUGCUGCUGCGAAUUCAUAUCACGCUCAGCUGGCGGCACUGGCGGCGGCUUCGCAGCUGCCCUAUGUGUGCUCCUGGAUAGGCAGCGAUGCCGCGUACUGUGGCAAGCGCUUCGGCACCUCCGACGAUCUCUUCCAGCAUCUGCGCACGCACACAGCCUCGGUGCCGGAUGCGGUGCUGAGUGCGGCAGCGGCGGGCGGCAUUCCGCCGAAUCAUCCUCUGUUCCAGCGCACGUAUCCGACGCCGCCGCUCAGUCCGCUGUCGGCGGCAGCGCGCUAUCAUCCGUAUGGGAAGCCCUCGAUGCUGCCGCCAUCACUGGGGCCUCCCGGCAUGCCCGGACUGCCGCCGCAUCCAGCGCUGGCCCAGUACUUUGCACCCUACUCGCUUUAUGGGCCGCGCAUGGGCUCCUCGCAUCCGUAGUAGUAAUAGAUGUGGGCGGGACUCGACUCACGCGUCCAACGUGAAACGCUAGUGAUCUAAUGUACUAUAGCUACAUACAAAAAAAAAACCUUUAAUGGAUAAAUCUGGAAAUCUUAGCUUUAGGUUGAGAAGGAAUUCUAAAGUCUUGUGUGUGUGUUUUUCGAAAAACAAACCCCAUUAAUAAAUACAUGCUUAUGAUAAUUUGUAAUAUUAUUUAUUAAAAGUUGUAGAAGCAGCGAGUAAGCGUAACGAGUAAAGAGUAAAGAUUGUCCAAAAACUAAAAGUUGUAAAAAAAAUUAUGUAAAUUAUAUUUAAAUGUAAUUACGAGCGCUAUUU